CCUCCGGUGUUACGAUAACUCUAUUUGUUCAGCCUAUGACCUUGGCGCCUGCCGAUACGAGAACUGUUAAGUCAAAACAAUCUCUCCCUCUCGUUCUCGAACGCUCUCAGAACAUGAACAGCAGUCCAGGCAGCGGCGGCACAAGCUCGGAUGGCUACGCGGGCGACAUCAGCUCGUUCGCGUACGACAUGGUGUUCAUAAUCGGUUUCAUCGUCCUCGUCCUCGUCAUCACCCUCUCCUCCUACCUCUGCAUCCGUGCUAACCGCCGGGCGGUCAUCCCGGCUAGGAUUGUGCUCCGGCGAUUCGACGUCGAGUCGGCCCAAGCGCGUAGGGGGAUCGACGAGGCCACACUCCGGGGCUACCCGACGGUGCUGUUCUCGAGCGUGAAGCACCACGAGAAGAACAACUCAGCGGACUCGAGCGAUGGUGUUGGCGGUGGUUCUUGCUCGAUAUGCCUGGGAGAAUACAAGGAGAGCGAUGUACUGCGACUGUUGCCGGAGUGCGGGCACUUCUUCCACAUGAAGUGCGUCGAUCCGUGGCUGAGAUUGCACGCCACGUGCCCCGUCUGCAGGAAGUCGCCGGUGCCCGUGGCCGUACGGGCCGAUGGCAAUUCUCACGGCGGAGACAGGUAAGUUAGGCGGUUGAUUCAAUGCUUUGUGGAUAUCCACUGUUGAUACGCGUCUGUAGCAUUUACGAAAUGAAGCACUGAAGUUUUGAAUCCUCAACGUUUUGAAA
Molecule: messenger RNA, 735 nt
Organism: Rhodamnia argentea
Lineage: Eukaryota; Viridiplantae; Streptophyta; Magnoliopsida; Myrtales; Myrtaceae
Product: RING-H2 finger protein ATL67-like
Exons: 2
Coding region: 36-632 (198 amino acids)
Source: RefSeq, a predicted model, not a curated record